AUGCAGCCAGCAUUAUCUGUACCACUGCUUAAUGAUUCUGUGCCAGAGCAAAGAUGUGCUUUACAGUCUACAACUGCUGCCAGUCACUUGACAGACGCUCAUGAUUUAUUUUAUAAAUAUUCUUCUCUCACUAAACUUAAACGUGUUGUAGCAUUAUAUCUGAGAGCUGUUAUCAGAGAUUUAGUUAGGAAAUGUAUAAAGUGGUGCAAAAUUAGAGCAUCUGUCACUAAUCAAUUGAUGAGCGAUUUGCCGUCUAGUCGGGUUUCGCCUGCUCCUGCGUUUUUGCGCUGUGGAGUGGAUUACGCAGGUCCUUUUCAAAUUAAAGCAAAUAAGGGUCGAGGCUCUAGGUCAUUCAAGGCAUAUAUAGCUAUAUUUGUUAGUUUUACGACAAGAGCUAUUCACUUGGAAUUAGUGACUGAUCUUUCAGCAGAUGCUUUUGUUGCAGCUCUUAAGAGGUUCAUUUCCCGCAGAGGCAAAAGCAGUGAUAUAUAUAGCGAUUGUGGUUCCAAUUUUGUUGGAGCAAAACGCAAACUGAUGGAAUUUGAAGGGCCUGCUAGGUCUGCAACUUAUAACCAAAAUGUUAGCAGAUAUUUGGUUGAUAAUGGCAUUAAAUGGCAUCUAAACGUUCCAGGUGCGCCACAUAUGGGUGGACUCUGGGAAGCUGGCAUAAAAUCAACAAAAUACCAUUUAAAACGAGUAGCUGGUGAGGCGAGAUUGACAUAUGAAGAAUUUGAAAACAUUUCUCACACAAAUAGAAGCUUGUCUUAA
Stegodyphus dumicola is the source of this 768-nucleotide messenger RNA. RefSeq lists its product as uncharacterized. The record is from RefSeq and is a predicted model, not a curated record. Lineage: Eukaryota; Metazoa; Arthropoda; Arachnida; Araneae; Eresidae.